UGCUGCUUUUCUUUUCUCAGUCACUUCCUGCCUUGUGACCACACACUCAGGCUUGACAAAGCUGUUCUGCAGAUCAGAAAGAAGGGUGUUUCUGGUCGCACACCAGGACAACCAAGGACAGUUUGUACAAGAUCUGUUACACAAAGCAGUACAAAAUGGCCAGAGGAUCAGUGUCCGAUGAGGAAAUGAUGGAGCUCAGGGAAGCAUUUGCCAAAGUUGAUACGGAUGGCAACGGCUACAUCAGCUGUAAUGAGUUGAAUGACUUGUUCAAGGCUGCCUGCUUGCCUCUGCCUGGGUACAGAGUCAGAGAGAUUGUAGAAAAUCUGAUGGCUACAGGUGAUCUAGACAAAGAUGGGAAGAUCAGCUUUGAUGAGUUUAUCAAGGUCUUCCAUGGCCUGAAAAGCACAGAUGUUGCCAAGACGUUUAGAAAAGCAAUCAAUAAGAAGGAGGGCAUUUGUGCAAUUGGUGGAACCUCCGAGCAGUCUAGUGUUGGCACCCAACAUUCCUACUCAGAGGAAGAAAAGUAUGCCUUUGUCAACUGGAUAAACAAAGCCCUUGAAAAUGAUCCUGAUUGUCAGCAUGUCAUCCCAAUGAAUCCAAACACCGACGACCUCUUUAAUGCGGUUGGAGAUGGCAUUGUUCUUUGUAAGAUGAUCAACCUGUCAGUGCCAGACACAAUUGAUGAAAGAACAAUCAACAAGAAGAAACUCACCCCUUUCACCAUUCAGGAAAAUUUGAACUUGGCUCUGAACUCUGCAUCAGCCAUUGGGUGCCACGUGGUUAACAUAGGGGCGGAGGACCUGAAGGAGGGGAAGCCAUAUCUGGUCCUGGGACUUUUGUGGCAAGUCAUCAAGAUUGGGUUGUUUGCUGACAUUGAACUAAGCAGAAAUGAAGCUCUGAUUGCUCUUCUGAGAGAAGGAGAGAGCCUGGAGGACUUGAUGAAGCUCUCACCAGAAGACCUCCUGCUGAGGUGGGCUAAUUACCACUUGGAAACUGCAGGCUGCAACAAAAUCAGCAACUUCAGCACUGACAUCAAGGACUCAAAAGCUUAUUACCACCUGCUUGAGCAGGUGGCCCCAAAAGGAGACGAAGAAGGUAUCCCUGCUGUGGUUAUUGACAUGUCAGGACUAAGGGAGAAGGACGACAUCCAGAGGGCAGAAUGCAUGUUACAGCAGGCAGAGAGACUGGGCUGCCGACAGUUUGUCACAGCCACAGAUGUUGUCCGGGGAAACCCCAAGCUGAACCUGGCUUUCAUUGCCAACCUCUUUAACAAAUAUCCGGCCCUGCACAAACCGGAGAACCAGGACAUCGACUGGGGGGCUCUUGAAGGUGAGACAAGAGAAGAACGGACGUUUAGGAACUGGAUGAACUCACUGGGCAUUAACCCACGAGUAAAUCAUUUGUACAGUGACUUAUCAGAUGCCCUGGUCAUCUUCCAGCUCUACGAAAAGAUUAAAGUCCCUGUUGACUGGAACAGAGUAAACAAACCACCAUACCCUAAGCUUGGGGGCAAUAUGAAGAAGCUUGAGAAUUGUAAUUAUGCAGUGGAGCUGGGGAAGAAUCAAGCUAAGUUUUCCUUAGUCGGCAUUGCUGGACAAGAUCUCAAUGAAGGAAACCGCACUCUGACAUUGGCCUUGGUGUGGCAACUAAUGAGAAGGUACACACUGAAUAUCCUGGAAGAUAUCGGUGGUGGACAGAAGGUCAAUGAUGACACUAUUGUCAACUGGGUGAAUGAAACACUGAAGGAAGCAGAGAAAAGUUCAUCCAUCUCUAGCUUCAAGGACCCAAGAAUUAGUACAAGUCUUCCUGUUCUGGAUCUCAUUGAUGCCAUCCAGCCAGGUUCCAUUAACUAUGACCUUCUGAAAACAGAAAACCUGGAUGAUGAAGAGAAACUCAACAAUGCAAAGUAUGCCAUCUCUAUGGCCAGAAAAAUUGGAGCGAGAGUGUAUGCCCUUCCAGAAGACCUGGUUGAAGUGAACCCCAAAAUGGUCAUGACAGUGUUUGCUUGCCUCAUGGGGAAAGGGAUGAAGAGAGUGUAAUGCCCAGAAGGGCAGGCUAGCCUUCAACACACUGAACCCUGAGGUGGCACACGGGAUGCUCCCAGGCAGGAUGAGGACCAUUCAAGCCAUUCCAAAGUUUGCAAGUUGGUGACAUUAUACAGCCCUCCAAGGAGUGCACAUUCACCCAGCCUCUCCUGCAAUUAACAGAAAAUGCUUAUUUUUAUUUUUGCAGAAGACCUUACCUCCUAUAAGUAUUCAUUAUUCUUAAUUUUUUCUUCUUUGAAAAAUCUAAACAAAAUUUUAAAGUUAUUUUCCAGGCACUUUUUCUGCUUUUGCAGUUAGGAUAGAAACUGCUGUGUUAAUUUUUGACUUAAUCUUUCAUGCUGGUUGCAUCUGGCUACCUUUUUUCUUUAUCCAACAUAAGGACCAGGAGGAGGGGACCAUGAGCCUGUCCUGCCACCUGUUCAUUGAGGCCAAUAAUUAAUCUUCCACAAUCCUCCUUCUGCCAUUUCUCCCAGUGCCUUGUCCCCCAGUGACUUUGCCCCACUACCUCUCAGUGCCUGCUUUGUGGCCCACCUUUCCCUGGGGUCCUCCUUGGCCAUCUGGGGAACCCUGACAAGUCAGGCAGGCUGUUGAGGAAACAGGAGUCUGAUGGCUAUAGAAGUAAAUCUCAACACUAGGGCUUUUCUCAGAACCAAGGUCCCAAAUGCCAUCAGUUUUCACUUUUUUUGUCUAUUAAGAAGCCCCUUUAAAAAAAAAAAA
Molecule: messenger RNA, 2762 nt
Organism: Octodon degus (degu)
Lineage: Eukaryota; Metazoa; Chordata; Mammalia; Rodentia; Octodontidae
Gene: Lcp1
Product: lymphocyte cytosolic protein 1
Exons: 17
Coding region: 156-2039 (627 amino acids)
Biological process (GO): actin filament network formation; actin filament bundle assembly
Cellular component (GO): actin filament; cytoplasm; actin filament bundle
Molecular function (GO): actin filament binding; calcium ion binding
Source: RefSeq, a predicted model, not a curated record